AUGACAUCCUACGACGAUCAAGUGGCUGCAUCGCAAUACGCACAAUACGCGGCUGAUCCAUCUCCUGCUCCAACGAAUGGGGUGACAGCACAGACUCCCGUCGAAGAAAGCGCCGCAAGUUCCGAAGCACAACCACAACAGUCUGAUCUAGAACGUUAUUGGGAUAUUGUCAAGUCUAAUCCGGAUGACUUUACGUCGUGGGAGUAUUUAAUACGCGUUGCAGAAACUGCGGAAGGUGGUCUCACGGCGCAAUCCCCACAGGAAAAUAUAACGAAUAUGCGCAAUGUUUUUGACCAAUUCUUGGCAAAAUUUCCCUUGUGCUUUGGUUAUUGGAAAAAGUACGCGGAUUUCGAGUUCAACGUUCAAGGUCCGGUGGAGGCAGAAAAGAUUUACGAGCGCAGCGUUGCUGCCAUAGCGAACUCGGUUGAUCUCUGGACACAAUAUUGUGCCUUUAAGAUUGAACAUUAUCCGGAUAAUGUGGAAGAGAUUCGAGGGUUGUUUGAACGCGGUGCUUCCUGUGUGGGUCUUGACUUUUUAUCACACUUGUUUUGGGACAAAUACAUAGAGUUCGAAAAAUCUAGGCAGGCCUACGAUAAGGUUUUGAAGAUCUUGGAAAGAAUCAUUCGAAUUCCUAUGCAUCAAUAUGCAAGAUUCUUCGAUGAUUUUACAAACUUGUGUGGGACACGACCAAUAAAUGAAUUGAUCUCGCCUGAACAACAUCAACAAUUUGAGGAGGAAGCGAGAGCUGCACCUCCUGCACCUCCCGCUGAAGGGGCGGAGGGUGAGCAACUUCCUUCCACAGAAAAAACGGAGGAACAGAUUCAAAAUGAAAUUCGGACACGCAUUUAUAAUUUAAACGUCGACGUCUACAUGAAAACUCAGGCGGAAACAAAUAAACGCUGGAUAUUCGAACAAGAGAUCAAGAGACCUUACUUUCACGUAAAGGCUAUGGAUGACGUUCAACUGAUAAAUUGGAGAAGAUAUCUUGAUUUUGAGGAGAGCGAAGGAGAAGAAAUGCGAGUUCAGGUUCUAUACGAGAGAUGCUUGGUCGCGUGUGCCCUGUAUGAAGAAUUUUGGCUACGAUAUGCUCGUUGGAUGGUUUCAAAGGAUCGAAUUUCUGAUGCCCGAAGUAUAUAUGAAAGAGCAAUAAAUGUUUUCAUCCCAAUGAGUCGUCCAAACAUUCGUACCUCAUAUGCUUGCUUUGAAGAACAGCAGGGCAACAUCGAAGAUGCCAGAUUAAUUUAUAAAACGAUCUUGAAUUCUAUGCCAGGUCAUGUAGAAACGAUAGUGAAGUAUGCCCAUUUUGAAAGACGACGCCAGCCAAGCAACUUGGAUUUUCCCAUUGAAAUCAUUACAUCUGCGCAGCAAAACCCUGAAUUAGAUGAUAAGUCAAAAGCAUUCCUUUCGGUGCAACACGCAAAAAUCCUAUGGCAUAAUAAAGGCCUGGUGGAAGAGGCACGCAAGAUUUUUCAACAAGGCUCACAUAAAUAUCUGGAGAGUAAAUACUUCUGGCUGAAUUAUUUUAACUUUGAAUUAUCUCAGCCUGAUCCCGUCGCGGAAACGAACCUGAGAGAGAUUUAUGACCUGAUUCGUAACACCGCAAUACUCCCACCAGAAUCGAUACGAGACUUUUCAUAUCGUUAUCUUGAUUUUCUUAUGGAGCGUGGUCUGACGAUAGCUUCGUACAACAAGAUCGAUGUAGAAUCAAAUGGACCGGUUGCUAUUCGUGUUGCCUUAGAUACAAAGAAACGCGGUUCAGAAGACGACCCCGAAAAACCUGCGAAGCAAGUGAGAAUGGAUGGUGUUGUUGACAGUGCUUCUAUCGCAGGCACACCUGUAGUAGCAGCUACACCUUAUGCUGCGCCCGGCGGGGCGCAACCCCCUUAUUAUCCUCAAGGUCAAUGGGGCACACCCGGAUACACUGCAUAUCCUACCACUAACACUGCUCAACAGACGCCUUAUCCAUACCCAUACCAAUAUCCCCAGACGGCGGCGUCCACAGCAGCCAAUCCAGCACAAACACCAGCGACCACAUGGGAUUACACGCAGCAAAGUGCAACAGGAUAUUGA
Molecule: messenger RNA, 2070 nt
Organism: Acaulospora morrowiae
Lineage: Eukaryota; Fungi; Glomeromycota; Glomeromycetes; Diversisporales; Acaulosporaceae
Source: the annotation of a GenBank genome assembly